GUCUCCUAUUUUCUUGUGGUAGAACAAGAAUCUGACUGGUAACAGCCUGUGAGGCUCAGCUGGGAGAUGCUGGGGAGACUGUGUCUAGGUAUUGCAGACUGAUCAUCAGGAAGGGGGCAAGCCUAGUUCACUUGUUUCCCCCAAAGUUUUUAGAGAUUAAGUAUUUCCUGGAUGAUUCUUUGUGAGGAGUGGAGGAAAUUUUCUGGAUAAUUAUUAGAAGUUUCUGAGACUUGGAACACUUUAGAGAGUCAAACCAAAGAUGCGUGGAUUUGUCCAAGGUCUUUGCACGUUAGAGUAGUAAGCCCCACCCCUCAGUUCCUCCAGCAGGCAGUUUGAUAUAUUUGGCUGUGUUGGCGCACAUCUCUAAUCCCAACACUUGAGAGGCAGAGGCAGGAGGAUUCAAGACCAGCUUCAGAGACAUAGCUAAUUUGAGGUCAGCCUAAUACAUGGAACUGUCUCAAAAAUAUUAAAUACAAAGAUUUGGUGGACAGUUGUUUCGGUAAAUCUCCAACCCAAAUAUGCCCUGGCAAUGUUGGAUGCUCAAUUAAUAUGAAUACAUGGUAUGUGCCUAGAUUGGGCAGAUCUACUGCUACACUACCAUCUUCUCCAUCUAUGAGACCCCUUAGAACUUGCAGUUUCUCCAGGUCAUGUGCUUCUGCUCUGCUUUUUCUUCUUCCUCCUCUGCAUCCUCUCCCUCUCCCAUUUUCUCCUUCUCUCCCUCAACCUUCCACUCCACUUUCCCUUUAUCUGCCCAAUCAUCAGCUCUCCUUUAUUUUAUAAAUUAAGGUGGGAAGCAGGUUUAUAGGAAAUCACCUGAGUGCUGACUCAUUCCUAGUUCACAAGCACUCACAGGAGAAUGGAAUUAACAUCAAAUAUAAUUAGCCCCAGGGCUAUCUGCAACACAGGGCCUCCUGUACCCUAGGAUGGUUGUGACCUUCACUUAUUUAUUUAUUUAUUGCCUCUGCCUCCCAAGUAUUGGGAUUAUACGUGUACAAUACCAUGCAUGGUUUUACUUUGAAGUGUUAUAAAUAAUUAAAGCUGAACUAUACUUGUCAAAAUUAGUUCAAAAAUGUAUUUUAGGAUUUUAUAACUUUGUCCUGACACUUUGUGUUUAUUAACUUGCUUGUUAAUUCCAGAGUGGGUUAACUUGAGGCACCUCUGUGCCAUUCUACUCAGUCCUGGUAUUUAACCUGAAAGCUUCCAGAGAGGUGCCACCUAGUGAUCCUUAGUGUCUCAAAUUGUUCAACAGCAAUCUCUUUUGGAGCAGAAGGGAAGGUGAACUGCCUGGGGCUGAUAUUGCCUCAUCCCCAAUCUGUGGAGAAGAACAAACUGUAGACUAGAUGGAGUGGAACAUCACAGCUAGGAGCUCCUGGGUGUGGGUGACAGUUGAGUGCCCACAGUAAGUUAGAUGAGACCCUUUGUUAGGCAGGUGCAGUGCUUUCUCGUGAGGAUGUUGGAUGCUCUGUAUGUACUCAUGAGCACGCCAGCAAGUUGCUCAGUCACUGCUAAGUGUUUGCUGUGGUGUGGAAGAAAGAGGAGGCUCCUCUGCAGGAAGAGCUGUGAGUCCUGGCUGCUUCUGUUCUUGGCAGAGACACUCACAGGUGGAGAAUCUGAUUUGGGAAGGCUGUUUGCAGGAAAAGAGCAACACACAGUGCCCGAGAGCGCAAGCUUGGAGUACCAGGACCCAGGAUCGGUGCCCCGCUUUACUAACCACUUGUUCUAGAUUCCUGUGGCUGCUGUGGCAGCCGAGAUCUAUUUCCUCAGAAGAAAUGGCUGCUACUAGCCUGAAACCAGGUGUUGGCAUUGCUGUGCUUUUGGAGGCUUAGGGCAGAUCCUGACCCUUGCUUCUUUCUGUUCCUGAUUGCCACCAGCGUUUCUUGGCUACAGGCCACAGCACUCUAAAUCUUCACAGGCAUCUUUGAAUCUAUGCUUUGCUUUGUCUUCAUUGUCACCAUCUUCCUAGACUUCCUCAAUUCUUGCUCUGCCGCUUUCUUUUUCUUCUCUUUUAGAAGAAAGUAAUUUAUUGAGUGUACCACAAGAAUGAAGCAGGCCCGGCAGGAACAGAAGAAGCACCUGCCUGAGACAGUAGGCUGGGGAGCGCCCAGAGGUCCUGGUUAUGGCUCCUCAGCACCUGCCUUCAACUAGGAUGGCCUCUCCAGGAAUGCUGCUGGGGCUGCUGUUGACUUCCUGUUUAACUCUCUGCCUCAGCUGUCAGAACUCAAAUAAUUUUGCACUCACCAACCCAGAGAAGAGCAUCCACCAGGAAUCAGAUACAAAGGAGACCAGGGAAGAGGAGGAGCUAGACACCGAGAUCCUGGAGGUGUUCCACCCAACUCAAGAGUGGCAGACCCUUCAACCAGGUCAGGCUGUUCCUGCAGGAUCCCAUGUGCGAAUGAACCUACAGACUGGAGUAAACGAGGUGAAGCUCCAACAAGAAGACAAAUUUCAAAAUAAUCUGAAAGGAUUUAAAAGAGGCAGAAGGCUGGACAUCAACGCCAACACAUACACAUCUCAGGACCUCAAGAGUGCGCUGGCCAAAUUCAAGGAGGGGACCGAGAUGGAGAAUUCAAAGGAUGAACUGGCGAGACAGGCCACAGUCAAGCAGCUCUUCCGCCCCAUUGAGGAGCUGAAGAAGGAAUUUGAUGAGCUGAACGUUGUUCUUGAGACUGACAUGCAGAUUAUGGUUCGGCUGAUAAACAAGUUCAACAGCUCCAGCUCCAGCCUAGAAGAGAAGGUUGCUGCGCUCUUUGAUCUUGAGUACUAUGUCCAUCAGAUGGAUAACGCACAGGACCUGCUGUCCUUUGGUGGCCUUCAAGUGGUGAUUAAUGGGCUCAACAGCACAGAACCCCUGGUGAAGGAGUAUGCUGCUUUUGUGCUGGGGGCCGCCUUUUCCAGCAAUCCGAAGGUCCAGGUGGAAGCCAUCGAAGGGGGAGCCCUGCAGAAGCUGCUGGUCAUCCUGGCCACAAACCAGCCUCUCCCCGCCAAGAAGAAGGUCCUGUUUGCACUGUGCUCCCUGCUGCGCCACUUCCCCUAUGCCCAGCAGCAGUUCCUGAAGCUCGGGGGCCUGCAGGUCCUCAGGAGCCUGGUACAGGAGAAGAGUGCGAAGGUACUGGCCGUGCGUGUGGUCACCCUGCUCUAUGACCUGGUCACUGAGAAGAUGUUUGCUGAGGAGGAGGCAGAGUUGACCCAGGAUUCAUCCCCAGAGAAGCUGCAGCAGUAUCGCCAGGUGCAGCUCCUGCCAGGCCUGCAGGAACAGGGUUGGUGUGAGAUCACCGCCCAGCUCCUGGCCCUUCCAGAGCAUGAUGCUCGGGAGAAGGUGCUGCAGACACUGGGUGCCCUCCUGACCACCUGCCGGGAUCGCUACCGUCAGGACCUCCAGUUGAGCAGGACACUAGGGCGUCUCCAAGCAGAGUACCAAGCCCUGGCCUCCCUGGAGCUCCAAGAAGGCGAAGAUGAUGGCUACUUCCGGGAACUGCUGGCCUCCAUCAACAGCUUGAUGAAGGAACUAAGAUGAGGCUGCCAUGCCGAGACCAGGACUGGACGGAUGCUGCUAGUGAGAGCUUUGGUGGGCUCUUCAGGGGACAUCAACUACGAGGAGGACUUAACCUGCUGGGGCAUGAGUGUCACCUGGGCAGAGCUUGCUAGGUCAUUAAACAGAGACAUGAUGACAA
Mus musculus (house mouse) is the source of this 3671-nucleotide messenger RNA. RefSeq names its product SIL1 nucleotide exchange factor (gene Sil1). Lineage: Eukaryota; Metazoa; Chordata; Mammalia; Rodentia; Muridae. Gene Ontology annotation, molecular function: identical protein binding; adenyl-nucleotide exchange factor activity. Gene Ontology annotation, cellular component: endoplasmic reticulum; endoplasmic reticulum lumen. The transcript is spliced from 10 exons. The coding region runs from base 2117 to 3514 and encodes 465 amino acids. The record is from RefSeq and is marked validated.